AUAAAAUAAAUAAAAUCGAUUCACCAACAACAAAAAUGUCAAUCUUAUCAAUCAAAUGAUCAAUCGAUUAUCUAUACUACUAUAUAGUAAACGUGUCAUGAUUAAAACGCCCGAAAUCCAUUUAUGGGAUUAAAAAAAAAUAAAUAAAACUCGAUCAAAUGUCGAAAUGUGGUGAUGAUUUUCAGUAACAAAAUUAUGUGACUUUUUUGUUGUUGUUGUUGGUUCAUUGAAAUAAAAAUUCACUGCCUCAUCCACACACCACCACCUUGUUCAAUUUUUGAAAUCAAAAAAAAUUCUGAACUUUUUUUUUCAUCUCAAUUUUUAUAAUUGAAUAUGACCACCACCACUGAACAACUUACUAUUCUACAAUCGACGAAUCUUGUUGAUCUCAACCAAUCAUCAUCAUCAUCAUCGACGACGACGACAAAUGACAUAAUGGUAGCUGAACAUUUAUCAAAUUUGGACGAUAUUCGAUCAUCACCAAGUAUGGCAAUUAUUUCUACUGCUUUGGCUACAAAAUCUCCUUCCACAACGCCUACAAGUCCAUUUUUUCGUACAAAUUUAAUUUCAAUUUCUAAUCAAAAUUCAUUGAAUCAAAUGGAAGAUCAAUACCACCAUCACCACCACCAACAACAACAGCAACAACAACAAGGUUGGUUUCUUCGACGUAGACAAUCGGAACAAUUAAUGGAAUCAUCAUCAUCAUCAAAACGAUCACAUGAAGAAGAUGUUUAUGAAGAUCUUUGCUAUGUAACGCUUAGAUCAAAUUGUAAUCGUGAUUCAAAUAAUUUGGCCAUUAAUUUAAAUUCAACAAAUAGUAAUUCAUUAAUUACAUCUAAACGUGAUUAUUGUUUAAAAGAAUUGAUUGAAACGGAAAAAAAUUAUUGUGAAGCAUUACAGAUGAUAAUUGAUCAUUUUUGUCAACCAUUAAUACGUGUUAUACCGGUUAAACAUAGAAAUGUUAUAUUCUCAAAUUUACAAUCAUUAUCUGAAUUACAUUGGAAAUUAUAUCAAGAUUUAUAUCGUACUAAUCAAAAUGGUCAACAACAACAUCAACAACAACAUCGAUCCAAUAAUAAUCAUAAUAAUAAUAAUGGCCAAUUGAUACCGGGAUAUCCAUCAAAUUGUAGUUCACCAAGUGUAUCCACCUGUUCAACAUCAUCAACAUCAUCUGGUCAUCCAAUACAACAGCUAAUUAAAAAUGGAACAAUAUCAGCCUGUUUUCUUUCUAUGCGUGAUCGAUUUCUUAAUUAUGGCCAAUAUUGUGCUAAUCUUCCAAAAGCACAACAAUUAUUGGAUGAAUUAUGUGUACAAGAUCCAGUUAUUGAACAUUGGGUUAGCAGAUGUCAAGAGGAUGCUAAUCAAGGAAGAUUUAAACUUAGAGAUCUUCUUAGUUUACCAAUGCAACGAAUACUCAAAUAUCAUUUAUUAUUAGGUGAAUUAAUACGUAAUACCAAUGAUCAACAUGAUGAUUUUGAAGGCCUACGUCAUUCAUAUGAUAUGAUGCUCGAUAUUGGUGCCUAUAUUAAUGAAAUGAAACGUGAUACGGAAACAUUAGAAAUUAUUAAUGAUCUACAACGAUCGAUCAUUGAUCUAUCGAUGCCCGAUGAUUAUGAAUUAAAAGAUUAUGGCCGUUUAAUUAAAGAUGGUGAAGUUCGAAUGCGUGGCCCUUGUACACAAGAUGGCGAUAAUGUUGUUGGUGGUAUUAUUAAUGGUCAUCAUGUUGGAAAUUGUGGUAGUUAUGGUAGUCGUAUGACAACACGAUUGAAGAAUAGAUAUAUAUUCAUUUUCGAUAAAGUUAUGCUUAUGUGUAAAACAAUACGUAACCUUCAAAGAAUUCAAUAUUCAUAUAAAGAUUGUAUCGUAUUGGAAGAAUACAAGCUGGAAGAUAUGUCCACUUGUAGUCCGAUUUCGAAAUUAACAAAAAAUUGGUCAUCAGGUUGGUCAUUGAUACAUUGUCGUACAAAACAGCCGUAUACAUUUUUUGUUAAAAAUGAAGAAAUCAAAAGAAAAUGGAUGGAAGCCAUAGAACGUGCACAGGAUAAUGUACGACCAAGACAAUUGAAUCAAACUGAUCAUCAUUUAGCAUUGGCUACAGUUUUACCGGCAACCUGUUGUGUUAGUUGUCAUAAACUUUUGAAAGGAACCUGGUUUCAAGGAUAUCAAUGUUAUGUUUGUAAUGUUGCUGUCCAUAAGUCGUGUAUCACAACGGUACGUUCAUGUGCACAGAUGAUGCAUGAAAGACAAUCAUCGAUUGAUAUGAAUCAAUCAUCACCAUCGAAUGCUAAUCAUGACCACCAACAUCAUAAUGUAACAAUGUUGAAUUCGAAUUGUCCAGAACCACCGACACCAUCUAGAAAUAAACAACGGAUUCUUGCCAAAGCUAUAUCAACACAUUUUGUUCAUGGUCAAUUACCAAUGGAACCUAAUGAUACAAUAGUUGUAUAUUCAACAAAUGGACCGCUUAGUUUUGGUCUUAAUCUACGACUUGGUGAAGAAGGUUCUUUUCCAACUGCCUGUAUAACUGAAUUGAUGGCUGAUUCACCAUCGAAUGCAUCAUCAUCGAACAUUGAUUCACCAACAUGUUCAUCAGUAUUUCGAUUCUGUUAUGAUGAUCAAACUGUUCAUCAUCAAACGAAUGAUUCAUCAACAACAACAUCGACAAUGACACAAACAUUGCCAAGAAAAUUACAUCAAUCCAAUUGGAUAAUGCCAACAUCACCGUUAGCUGUAUCGACACCUGCAUUGAAUAAAGAGGAUAUUUUCUUUCCUAAUAACGACAAUAAAACCACCAUCACCACCAACAAAUCGAAUCAAUCAAUGAAUCCAGCAUUGGUACAAGAUGGCAAUUUAAGGCUAUUCUUUGGUAAUGGUUACAAUCUUGAAGAAUAUGCUUGGUUCGCAGGUUCCAUGGAUCGUGAUACAGCACAAACUACAUUGAAUCCAUUGCCGAAUGGAUCAUUUUUGGUACGAAUUUCACCAAAACAACGUAAUAGCUAUGCUAUUAGUAUCAAUUAUAAAGGUCUUGUGAAACAUAUGCGUGUACAGGUGACAUAUAUGAAUGGAAUUCAACCAACAACAAUAUUCGAUUCGAAUGUUCAAACUAAUCAACAACAGCAACAACAACGACAACAGCAGCAUAAUCUUGAACGGCCGGAUAAACCAACUCAUUUUUAUCUAUCGGAACGGCGAUAUUUUCGUACUAUUGUUGAUCUAGUUCGAUGGUAUGAAUUGAAUUCAUUGGCUGAAUCAUUCAAUAUGGUUAAUACACAGCUAUUGUUGCCAUAUAAAAAAGCCUAUUGCCACGAAAUACUUGGUGAUGCUGUUGCAUUAUAUGCAUUCACUGGAACAUCAUCAGCUGCUUCAUCAUUUCUAUCAUUACGUAAAGGUGAUCGUAUCACUGUUCUAUCACGUGCAGCUGAAGAUAAAGGCUGGUGGAAAGGACAGAUUGGUGAUCGUUUAGGUUAUUUUCCAUUCAAAUAUGUGAAACCGACUACAUAUUCAUUGAAACGAUGGUUUGAAUUGAAAACAACAACAAAUCAAGAUCAACAACAACAACAACAAUAUCAACAGCCACAAUCAUCACAACGAUUAUUGGAUUCAUCAAUGAUACAACAUCAUCGUCAAGAUGAUUCUUUUGGUGCCAUGACAACAUCGACACAAAUGACUGAUGUAUCAUCACCUACUACUACUACUACUACCACUACUAAUAAUACGGUGAAUGAAAAUAAACAAAUGCCAUCACCAUCAUCGUCAUCAUCUGCAUCAUCAUCGGAAACAAGUUCACCUAUAACAUUAUCAUCACCGGUAAAUUCAGAUCGUGAUUCACCACCAUCAUCAUCAUCGAAUUUAUUACAUUCAAGACAAGCAUCUAGUGAUGCAGGUAUCGGUGAUAUUGGUGGUGAUCUAGCCACUAAUUGUAUAUUUUAA
Dermatophagoides farinae (American house dust mite) is the source of this 3930-nucleotide messenger RNA. The record is from RefSeq and is a predicted model, not a curated record. Lineage: Eukaryota; Metazoa; Arthropoda; Arachnida; Sarcoptiformes; Pyroglyphidae.